Mauremys mutica (yellowpond turtle) is the source of this 1525-nucleotide messenger RNA. RefSeq names its product eukaryotic translation initiation factor 2 subunit alpha (gene EIF2S1). The record is from RefSeq and is a predicted model, not a curated record. The transcript has 8 exons. NCBI's taxonomy places the organism in Eukaryota, Metazoa, Chordata, Testudines, Geoemydidae. Gene Ontology annotation, molecular function: ribosome binding; translation initiation factor activity; RNA binding. The coding region runs from base 153 to 1100 and encodes 315 amino acids. Gene Ontology annotation, cellular component: eukaryotic translation initiation factor 2 complex; eukaryotic translation initiation factor 2B complex; eukaryotic 48S preinitiation complex.
UCCGUCGCCUCCCUAUGUCGCGGAUGGACGCACAAUGGGCAGUGGUAGUCACGUGCCCUUCACUCGCCGCAGCGCCACCGUGUGACAGAAAGGAAAAUGCAUGACUUGUUCCUAGGCCGGUUUGUACCGCCGGGAGGUCCUCCACUCUAUGCAUGCCUGGACUAAGCUGUAGAUUCUACCAGCAUAAAUUUCCAGAGGUGGAAGAUGUAGUGAUGGUCAAUGUUCGAUCCAUUGCUGAAAUGGGAGCUUAUGUCAGCCUACUGGAAUACAACAACAUUGAAGGCAUGAUUCUUCUUAGUGAACUAUCCAGGAGACGUAUCCGCUCCAUAAACAAACUCAUCCGCAUAGGCAGGAAUGAGUGUGUUGUGGUCAUAAGGGUCGACAAAGAGAAAGGUUACAUUGACUUGUCAAAAAGAAGAGUUUCCCCAGAGGAGGCAAUCAAAUGUGAAGACAAAUUCACCAAAUCAAAAACUGUUUACAGUAUCCUUCGCCAUGUUGCUGAGGUGUUGGAAUACACCAAGGAUGAGCAGCUGGAGAGUCUGUUCCAGAGAACUGCCUGGGUAUUUGAUGACAAGUACAAAAGACCAGGAUAUGGUGCUUAUGAUGCAUUCAAGCAUGCAGUCUCAGACCCUGCAAUUCUGGAUGGACUAGAUUUGACAGAAGAUGAGAGACGUGUGCUGAUUGACAACAUAAAUAGACGUCUGACACCACAGGCGGUCAAAAUCCGAGCUGACAUUGAAGUUGCCUGUUAUGGUUAUGAGGGUAUUGAUGCAGUGAAAGAAGCUCUGAGAGCUGGUUUGAACUGUUCCACCGAGAACAUGCCAAUUAAAAUUAAUCUGAUAGCUCCUCCUCGUUAUGUGAUGACCACCACAACGUUGGAGAGAACUGAAGGCCUCUCUGUUCUGAACCAAGCCAUGGCUGUCAUUAAAGAAAAGAUUGAGGAGAAGAGAGGAGUCUUCAAUGUGCAGAUGGAGCCCAAGGUGGUUACUGACACAGAUGAGACUGAGCUUGCAAGGCAACUGGAAAGGCUGGAGAGGGAAAAUGCUGAAGUGGAUGGUGAUGAUGAUGCUGAGGAAAUGGAAGCUAAAGCUGAAGACUAAAUUUCCUGGGAUGAGUACCAGUUAAGGAGAAUAUAUGAUAAAUUAGACACAAACACCCUGGACUAAAAGUUUCCAGUAUCAAAAACUCCAAAAGCAGAUACCUUCUUAAAAUAUUUGAAUGUUUUAAACAGACCAACAUGUGGAACCGUCUCUUAAACAUCAUUUGUUCUUGUAUAGAACUUCCACAAAUUGAGUUCUUCAAAAGGAAGGUACCUACUUUCACUGUAGACUCAAAUCCAGUGGGCCAGGGAGGGAUCAUAGACCUUUGCUUAACAUUUUCAUAUCUAACAACUCCAGAUUGGCAACUGUUUCAGGUCAGUACCUUUGUCAGUGAGGUUUCCUGGGAGCACCAAAACCAAGUGAGCCUAACACUUCUACACAGAAUGUAUUCAAGCAAAUAUUCAAUAAAUUUCUGGGAUAUUUAA